CUUUUCCCCUCAGUCUGUGAGGAUGGAGCUGCAAAUCUAAACAGGGCAAUUGGAGCCUGCAGAGUUCCUACUGAGCCCCUCACCAAAACUCACUGAUCUCUCCGGCCCCUGCAGAUCAGACCAUCCCGUCAGCACACUAUGAAACUCUGGUUUGUGCUUUGCCUGGCACUGCUCUGGGUGGAGCUCCAAAAUGGCGACUGCCAACAAGUCAAGCGGAGAAAAGAUGUAGGAGAGAACCGCAUCCGUCCAGGGGGGAAGCGGAUGAAGAUGCGACACCCCAAAUUAAAAGAUGGAGGAGGGAAAGGUCAGUCCCUGUUGACCCAGGUUUUAGAUAAGGGACACUUCUUGCGCCUGGGCCAGAGCACAAACCUGACUCCUGGGAAGAACAUCGAGCUGCGUUGCAAAGGCAAUUCUAUCGGCUGGUCAUACCCGACUUACCUGGACACCUUCAAUGACUCACGCCUCAGCAUCAAGCAGAGUGACAAGUACAGUCAGCUGAUCUUGACGUUGCCCUCUGCUGCUGACACGGGGCCCUACAGCUGCUGGGUGAUAGUGUGUGAUGGCACAGAGUGUGAGAAGGACCACGAACGCAGCUACGUCUCAUACAUCUAUUUCACAG
Molecule: messenger RNA, 619 nt
Organism: Epinephelus lanceolatus (giant grouper)
Lineage: Eukaryota; Metazoa; Chordata; Actinopteri; Perciformes; Serranidae
Source: RefSeq, a predicted model, not a curated record